Messenger RNA from Oppia nitens, 3091 nucleotides. RefSeq names its product E3 ubiquitin-protein ligase RNF38-like. Bases 689 to 2509 code for a protein of 606 amino acids. The record is from RefSeq and is a predicted model, not a curated record. Lineage: Eukaryota; Metazoa; Arthropoda; Arachnida; Sarcoptiformes; Oppiidae. The transcript is spliced from 5 exons.
AUAAUGAACACAACAUGUAAUAUAAAAUAGGGUUUGUGUCUAAUGUAAGGCUAUUGUCAAAUGGUGUGGAUAUGUCUUGAAAACAGUCAGUUCCAGUGGUAGUAAGAGACGGGAGGUAAUGCCAGUGCCAUUGAGAGGACCAGCAAAAUGUGUAUGUAUUGGAAAGUCUGGUAAAAUAGGAAAGCAAUGCCAAAACUAAUAGCAAAACGUAAUGCCCUUGGAUUCAAACGCCCAGCACUGGCACUGCCAGCACUGGUAUACCAACACAACUCAUGCGAGUCUAUGCCAUACAAUUAAAUACUGGCGCUCUCUCCUACCAGUGCUAACACUACACUUGCCAUUAGAUUUUGAAAAGCACUGGCAUUACAGCUUAGGAACUCUCUCUCUAUCUCUCAGUUAGGCAGUGGCACAGCCUGUGAAUAGGCAGUCACUGUAUGUAUAGUAUGUAUACCAGUGUUUUGUGAGACAUUUUAUGGCAUUUGUGCCAAACUCUACCACAAAGACUAACUCUUAGAUCAGCUCAUAGUUGUUGUGUUAAAAGAUAUUGAAUCUAUAAGUCUUUGUGGACAAUAUAUCGUGUUAUCGGUCAACACACUGACCAUACAUACCAUUGGAUAUACAUUAUAAAGACGUCUAAACUAAAGUGAUUUUGUCAUUACAAACAACAAUCCAUUGAAAUUACUACACAAUGGUAUUACAGCAACAACAACAACCACACCAUCACUCGCAACACAUGCAACACUCUCCCAAUCACUUCCAGCACAUCCAACAUACAAGCGAUGGCAUCGGAAGGAAGAGUGAGAGUCCGAGUAGAAAAAGAAGGCGGACUUCACUAAACACACUAACAGACAGUCCACCGCCUAAUUGUGGUCCAGCAGGACAUGGAUAUAGUGGUCAUCUUAUAGACCAGAAUUCGGAGCGAACUCUGAGAAGUCGUAGCCGUAAUUCUGGUACACCUAAUCUGAGACGACCAAUAAACGCAAUGACUGCCAACAGUGGUCAACAUAAUCAUCAUUUUUCUCCAAUUGCUGACCGACAUAAUGUACCGCGACUUCGGCGGAGUCCAUCUGCUCGACGCUGCUGUCUAUAUGCGCGCACUUCACCACCUCUUCUACAAACGAUUCAGAAUCAAAAUACUUGUCAAUCAAGUAUUGGUGGUUAUGCUGGUAUUGUUGGAUCAGCAUCUAUGGCAUCCUCCUAUCGAAUGGAUAGUUUAGAAUCUCAUCAGAACAGUCAACAUCACCGCGAAAGCCAUCAUCGAAAUCCUCAUACAAACCAUCAAAAUAGUCUUCAACCGACUCAGGCCUCCAAUACAAAUGCAGUUUAUGCACAACUAAUAAAUGCCAGUCACACGAGUCAUAACAAUAAUCACAACCAAAUUGAUUCUCAAUCUGGAUCUCAUUCAUACCGUUCAUCGCAUAUACAGAACCCUCACAAUACACCUCACAAUUCAAACAUUGCCUCGCAAUCAGUUUGCAUGUGUUGUCUCCAUCAGCUCAGAUUGGCAUCACCUCAGGUCUCACCGACGGGAAAUGCUCAGACUUAUGCAAACUUAUUUGGAUCUCCGAAUGCGAGACAAUAUAAUUUAACCCAAACGCCACCCCUACCAAACUUUCCAUUAGGUUUGACUAACUCUUAUUGUCGAUCACCUCCUGGAGUCCAACUUUCGGAGCCAACCUUAUUGCCUGAUAUCGACUCGAAUCGCAUCCGCGGUUACAGUCACUCGAAUCAUCCAAAUCUACCUCUUAAUUUGGCGACAUUAGCAGCAGCUGCCUCACAACAAUACUAUCAGCAACAACAACAACUCCCACACCACACACAUUCACAUAUUGGUUCGGCAACGGCUCAUAAUUCACAAUACAUUCAGUCCUCAUCACCUCUACAUCACAUCUCCAUUCCGAGUGUAACCAACUUUAUGCACGUAGACGGCGGACAGCCUAAUGAUUACCUAUGCAUACAGAGUCCACGUCUAAUGCAGAGACGGACAAAUAUGCGGCGGUCUCAUCGAUCACAUAUGUUUAAUGCCUCUCCGGUGCCGUCGCCAUAUCAAAACAUAAUGCCGGUUCAACCGAUAACACCACCUCCUGUUACCAAUGUUCCAGCAAUGUUUCAUAUGUUAGCCGCCAUGUUUUCAAGCCAACAGCAUCAGUUGCCUAUGGGAACAUUCGGCGUCGGAGACUUUGUAGGCAAUCCAGAGUCACCUGAAGCCGAAAAUUAUGAAGCAUUGCUCAGUUUAGCGGAACGACUGGGAGAGGCCAAGCCUAGAGGUUUAGCGCGCAAUGAGAUCGAACAGUUGCCAUCGUAUCGAUACAAACCUGAGAACGCCCACGAAUCGGAUCAAACAACUUGUGUGGUCUGUAUGUGUGACUUUGAAGCCAAACAAAACCUUCGCGUUCUUCCCUGUGCUCAUGAAUUUCAUGUCCGAUGUGUCGACAAAUGGCUUAAAACUAACAGGACGUGUCCCAUAUGUCGUGGCGACGCCUCUUUUACAGAACAUGAAUCGGACUGAAUGUUGAUAUGUUUGUGCCAUUUAUUAAUUUGAUUACGUAAUGCAACGCAACAUUCAAUUAUUUAAAACUACAUAAUCAACAACAAGUAAAUGCUCAACAUAUUUGUCGAGCACUUGAUAUUUAUAAUAAUGGAAAGUGAAAAUAAUAAAUACAACUAUUUUUAGCCUAAAAUUUCCAAAUAUAUAUAUAUUUUGCAAAUAAGUUCUGAAUUUUUUUAUAUAUAUAUUUGUGAUUAGAAAUACUAUUAAAUUGUAAUAACUGUCUGUUAUUUCAAUUUUAUGCUUACCAUAGGAUACAGUAAACUCACUUAUUUUCCUCGAAGUUCAAUCCCAGUGACAUUAACACUGGUAUUCAUAACUAUAACUUGAAUACAACUUAAACCUUAUUUACAACACAGACUCAAACUCGUACUCAAAAUUUUAAUUCAACAAAAAUGUUGAUAACAAUUGUUGACUUUUAUCACAUAUUAAACAUUUAAAAUAAUGAAGUUUUAUUUAUUUAAGUAAGUUUGGUUGUGUACUGUAGUGGUAUAAAUUGAAGUUUAUAUGAAUGAGUUUAUUAGAUAGUAAAAUUAUUUUAAA